AUGGCGGCCGCAGAGGGGAACAAUGCUGGUCAUCAGCGCAUGCGCGGACAGGAGUUCCUGGUAUGUGGGAUCUGCCUGGAUCACUUCACGGUGCCGAAAAUCCUGCCCUGUGCGCACACCUUCUGUCAGGAGUGCCUUGAAACCUACGCCGGGAGAAGGCGGUUCAUCUACUGCCCAAACUGCCGGCGUGUGGUGGAGCUGGACCCGGCGUCGGGUGUGCGGGGGCUGCCGGGUAACUUCUGGGUCACCAACCUGCGGGACGUCAUAGCCGAACGAGAUAGCGAGAACCCAGAUGCCAAAGGUCGUCUCCUAGGCAACCGGUGCAAGCUCCACCCGGACGAGCAGUGCCGCCAUUUUUGCCAGGACUGUCACGUUCCAGUGUGUGGGGAGUGCCUCUUCUCCGAGCACAAUGGGCAUGCGCUGGAGCGACUGGAGAGGGUGCUAGCUGAGGUCAGAAAAGAGUUGAGGAAGUGUUUGGAGAUCGCCCAACAGAUUGCCGGCGAGCUAAAGAUGGUUCUUCACGAGUUCGAGUCCCGGAGGGUGGGGAAGAGCAAGAUGGAACAGCCACCGGAGUCCCCGGAUGAGGAAGCGGAGAGACAGAGAAUCGAAUGGGCGGACGCCAUGUUGAAUCGACUGCUGAAAGCAUUCAAGUUCUCGCGUCGUGCGGCGGAGCUGUGCGACUAUGGCGGUCUGCAGAGGUGCAGAAAGCUACUAGCCGACCUGAUCAACCAGACGAAUGACGUCAUGGUGGCGGAACGCGCCAAGGUCAGGGAGAUCGCCGCCAUUUUGUACGGGCCCGACCACAACAAGACUACCGCGCCUGCGCGGGACGAAAGCGAGGGCGCCGUGAGCAACGUCAACCCGGUCAGGACGACGCAUGCGCAGCUCCUUCGCGGAGGGGUCGGCGAGGUCAAGUUCUAUCAUCCGUUCAGUGUGGUGGUGGCUGAGAACGGGAACACGUACGUGCUGGACAUGUACCGGUGCGGCCGCGUGCACGUCUUCGGGCCCGGGCGCAACCUGCUCCGAAGGUUUGAGCUGGACCUGAACGGUGUCGCUGCGACGCGAGUUACGGGCGGGCUCACACUCUUCAAAGGUUCGACCCUGUGCUGGGUGGGGACCGCCUACAUGCCCAGCAACAUCGACACCCUUCUACAGCGCAGCUCCUCGCAAUCCCAGAACUUCUUCAUCGAGUUCGAUCACCAUGGCAACAUACAGAAGAACGUGAGCGUGGCCCUGUCGGGGGAGAUCGCCGACGCGGCGUUGCUAAGACACGGGACGGUUGCCAUGGCGAUCAGUUCGAACGUUCACGUCCUUGACGACGAGGCGCACGAGAUUUUCCACUUCUGCGCGAGCGAUUUCUCACCUGUUGAGAAACUCUGCAUCAACGAGCAAAAUGGCGACAUCCUCGUCUCCCUGUGGCCCGAGAACGUCGUCAAGGUAUUCGACUUGCGGGGGAACCUGAAACUGCAGUUCGGUUGCUAUGGCAACGCGGACGGCCAGCUGGACCAACCAAAAGGCCUGUGCGUGGACGCGGGCGGGAGGAUUCUGGUGGCGGACGCGGGAAACAGACGAGUCGCCAUGUUUGACGGGAGUGGAGCUUUUAUAAAGCACAUAGCAACGGAAAUAGAUGGGUUAAAAGACCCCCACGCCCUGUACGCUACUAGGGAUGGCAAAGUAGUGGUGACAGACAUUGGAACACACUCUGUACAUGUCUUCGAGUACUAAAGAUUAUCGUAGAA
Branchiostoma belcheri (Belcher's lancelet) is the source of this 1739-nucleotide messenger RNA. Its product is annotated as B-box type zinc finger protein ncl-1-like. The coding region runs from base 1 to 1725 and encodes 574 amino acids. Gene Ontology annotation, molecular function: protein binding; zinc ion binding; ubiquitin-protein transferase activity. Gene Ontology annotation, biological process: positive regulation of DNA-templated transcription. The record is from RefSeq and is a predicted model, not a curated record. The transcript has 8 exons. NCBI's taxonomy places the organism in Eukaryota, Metazoa, Chordata, Leptocardii, Amphioxiformes, Branchiostomatidae. Gene Ontology annotation, cellular component: nucleoplasm; chromatin.